GCGACGCUAGUUAGCACGAAGCUAAGCUGGAUGUUAACGCGAAUCGGAUCACCUGAACGCCACAAACUCAAUAUUUUACCCGGAUUCAAAUCAACGGACUGCGAUACCUUAUGAUUAAGUUUUUGUUUUCGAAUUAAACAAGAUGUCUACCCCAGCACGACGGCGUUUAAUGAGGGAUUUUAAACGACUGCAGGAGGAUCCUCCAGCAGGAGUUAGUGGAGCCCCAUCAGAAAAUAACAUCAUGGUCUGGAACGCUGUCAUUUUUGGUCCAGAGGGGACACCUUUUGAAGAUGGAACUUUCAAACUUACAAUAGAAUUCACAGAAGAGUAUCCGAACAAACCACCCACAGUUCGAUUUGUAUCCAAAAUGUUUCACCCCAAUGUUUAUGCAGAUGGUAGUAUAUGUUUGGACAUUCUUCAGAACCGCUGGAGUCCAACAUAUGAUGUUUCUUCAAUUUUAACAUCUAUACAGUCUCUACUGGACGAGCCAAACCCAAACAGUCCUGCCAACAGCCAGGCGGCUCAGCUGUACCAGGAGAACAAGCGAGAGUAUGAGAAGCGCGUGUCUGCCAUUGUGGAACAGAGCUGGCGGGAUUGUUGACCCCAAACAGUACACAGUGUAUGGACAAUACUCGGCCUCAGCUAUCGAAAGGAAAACCCAUCACGUAAAGAAUCAAAUAUAUACACAUUAUGUUUUGAAUACUGUUCUUACUCUGUAGAGUUGUCUUAUGUAGCUGUUGCAAGGUUAGAGUGCUGUUGUGUCAUAUGGCCUACCCAUCUUCAUGCUGAAUCCUGCUCGUGGACAAUGUUUUCUUCAUUUAACUGAACGUACCUUGCCAUCUCAAGGUUACAAGCCCGCCCGCCCUUUGAUUUGUGUGUGAAAGCUUUGAUCUCUGUGCAGGAGUUUGUCAUGAAUGUCUAUGCUGUCUAGUUUUGGUUUGAUCCUAACUGAUUACUAACUGGAUGCUCAGGUUGUGGGUUCCAGUGAAUCAAGCUUUAUUGAAGAUCCUUGCUUGCAUCUGUUGGUUUCUUUAUAUAUUUGUUACAAAAUACUUUUUUUUUUUAUUGACCUCAGUCCAGUUUUAUUGUCAAGGUGUUUGAGGAAGAACGCCAAAGUACAGAAUAUCAUGUCAAUCUAAAUUUCUUUAUUUUAAAACUUAGAUGCUAUCACACUUAUAAUCUGAAAACAGUUUAUAUAUAAAGUUGAUGUGCUACAAAAAAAGUUUUAAUUUCUUUUUAAAAAUGUAUGGGAGUUGAUUUAAUUUGAAAUACAACUGUUUUCCCCAAGUUCAUGUACAAAAAAAAAAGUGUGCUAAUUUUUGAAUUUUAUAUAUAUAUAUAUAAAUAUAUAUAAAUAUAUAUAUAUAUAAUGGCUGAUAAGAGCUAUGCCUUCAUUUUAGAAGCCUUUAUCCCAAGCCUAGAAUCUGAGCUAUGAAACACUGAUAAUGAUAUUUCCAGUCUAUUGAUUUUGACUUGUUCAAUCCCGAUUGCAUGACUAUUUGGCCAUUUUCUUCAGUUCUUGCGGUUCCCUCUGGCUUAAUUAUUUCAUUGCCUGGGCAUGAUGCUGUUUGCUUUUAUGUGAUAUUCAUUUGAAUUCUUUAGGGUCAUCACUUUUCAAAUGCCCAUCCAGAGUUUGAGUUGGAUUUGUACUUGUACUCAAUGUAAAACUGUACAUUUUCUCACUUCUUGUAAAUAAACAGUAAAUUAA
This is a messenger RNA of Ictalurus punctatus (channel catfish), 1708 nucleotides long. RefSeq names its product ubiquitin-conjugating enzyme E2A (RAD6 homolog) (gene ube2a). Gene Ontology annotation, biological process: proteasome-mediated ubiquitin-dependent protein catabolic process; DNA repair; protein polyubiquitination. The transcript has 6 exons. The record is from RefSeq and is a predicted model, not a curated record. NCBI's taxonomy places the organism in Eukaryota, Metazoa, Chordata, Actinopteri, Siluriformes, Ictaluridae. Gene Ontology annotation, cellular component: HULC complex. The coding region runs from base 143 to 601 and encodes 152 amino acids. Gene Ontology annotation, molecular function: ubiquitin conjugating enzyme activity.